GUAGGGGGCAAGAUGGAUGAGAACCGCUUUGUUGCAAUCACCAGCUCUAAUGCUGCCAAGAUCUACAACCUGUAUCCUCGCAAGGGCCGCAUCAUUCCUGGAGCCGAUGCAGAUGUAGUUGUGUGGGAUCCUGAGGCCACGAAGACCAUCUCAGCCAGUACCCAGGUCCAGGGUGGUGAUGUGAACCUGUAUGAGAACAUGCGCUGCCACGGGGUACCACUGGUUACUAUAAGCCACGGGCGUGUUGUCUAUGAGAAUGGAGCCUUUAUGUGUGCUGAAGGCACUGGGAAGUUCUGCCCUCUCCGCUCCUUUCCAGACUCGGUGUACAAGAAACUGGUGCAGCGAGAAAAGAGCUUAAAGCUUAAAGGCGUGGACCGCACCCCAUAUCUGGGGGACGUAGCCAUGGUUGUGCACGCUGGGAAAAAAGAGACGGGGACACCACUUGCAGACACCCCCACUCGGCCGGUCACAAGACAUGGGGGCAUGAGGGACCUCCACGAGUCCGGCUUCAGCCUUUCCGGUUCUCAAAUCGAUGACCAUGUUCCAAAGCGAGCUUCGGCCCGGAUUCUCGCUCCCCCCGGAGGCAGGUCUAGUGGCAUUUGGUAG
Molecule: messenger RNA, 606 nt
Organism: Protobothrops mucrosquamatus (brown spotted pit viper)
Lineage: Eukaryota; Metazoa; Chordata; Lepidosauria; Squamata; Viperidae
Gene: DPYSL5
Product: dihydropyrimidinase like 5
Exons: 4
Cellular component (GO): cytosol
Molecular function (GO): hydrolase activity, acting on carbon-nitrogen (but not peptide) bonds, in cyclic amides
Source: RefSeq, a predicted model, not a curated record